Molecule: messenger RNA, 2392 nt
Organism: Drosophila eugracilis
Lineage: Eukaryota; Metazoa; Arthropoda; Insecta; Diptera; Drosophilidae
Gene: nAChRalpha2
Product: acetylcholine receptor subunit alpha-like 2
Exons: 7
Coding region: 569-2296 (575 amino acids)
Biological process (GO): nervous system process; chemical synaptic transmission; monoatomic ion transmembrane transport
Cellular component (GO): neuron projection; synapse; postsynaptic membrane
Molecular function (GO): acetylcholine-gated monoatomic cation-selective channel activity; transmembrane signaling receptor activity
Source: RefSeq, a predicted model, not a curated record
CCCGUCAGUACGAUUCCUGUGAAUAUCUAUGCAGGACAGCACGGAGCAGGGCCCAAAGGCUCGAUGAAAACAAGUGAAAGUUCGUUUGGAAAAGCAACAAAAACCUAUCAAAAAUUUCGACAAUCAUUAGCGAAUUUUUAAGAAUUUUUAAGCAUCAAAUCUAGUUAGUGAAAAAAUAUAAAAAAUAUUUUUAAGUAAAUACAUUUUUGGGCGGCCAGAGGAAUAACAAAAUCAGCUGCCUGGGCGCAGCGGCUUCAGCUGCUCAACUAGUGCGCCGAAUCGAAAAUCCUUUGGCAGCGGCAGCAUCAGCAGCAGCGAGACUUGGAGACUUGUAAACACUUUUAGGCCAUGUGCUAAAAGCCAGUUACUCGCUCUGCACGACGAACUGCGUCAGAGAUUGAGCACUGAACCAAGGCAGUGGCAGUGGCAGAGGCAGAAAGGUAAACAAAAACCUGUGCGCGUGUUUUUUGCAUCAAUAAAACACCGGCCGCUCGCCCGCCCAGCCAACGAACCAACGUCAAGGCCUUCAUUUUUUUUUUUUGGUUGGUUGGUCCGCCGUGACGUCACCAUGGCUCCUGGCUGCUGCACAAUACGCCCACCCGCUGCCCUUCUCGCUCACAUCUGGCGUCACUGCAAGCCGCUAUGCCUGCUUCUGGUCCUCCUUCUCUUCUGCGAAACGGUCCAAGCCAAUCCCGAUGCCAAGCGGCUCUAUGAUGAUCUGCUAAGUAACUACAACCGCCUCAUUCGCCCCGUUAGCAAUAACACCGACACGGUGCUGGUCAAGUUGGGUCUCCGCCUGUCCCAACUCAUCGAUUUGAAUCUCAAAGAUCAAAUUCUAACGACCAACGUGUGGCUGGAGCACGAGUGGCAGGAUCAUAAAUUCAAGUGGGAUCCCUCGGAGUACGGUGGAGUCACGGAACUUUAUGUGCCCUCCGAGCACAUCUGGCUGCCCGACAUUGUGCUCUACAACAAUGCCGAUGGCGAGUAUGUGGUCACCACUAUGACAAAAGCCAUUCUACACUACACUGGCAAAGUCGUUUGGACCCCUCCAGCCAUCUUCAAGUCCAGCUGCGAGAUUGAUGUCCGUUACUUUCCCUUCGAUCAGCAGACCUGCUUCAUGAAGUUCGGCUCCUGGACCUAUGAUGGUGAUCAGAUCGAUUUGAAGCACAUCAGCCAGAAGAACGAUAAGGACAACAAGGUGGAGAUUGGCAUCGACUUGCGAGAGUAUUAUCCCAGUGUGGAAUGGGAUAUUCUGGGAGUUCCAGCCGAGCGGCACGAGAAGUACUAUCCGUGCUGUGCUGAACCGUAUCCGGACAUCUUCUUUAACAUCACCCUGAGAAGGAAGACUCUUUUCUACACGGUUAACCUGAUUAUUCCAUGUGUGGGAAUCUCAUAUCUAUCGGUGCUGGUCUUUUACCUGCCCGCUGAUUCCGGAGAGAAGAUUGCCCUGUGUAUUAGCAUCCUUCUGUCGCAGACCAUGUUCUUCUUGCUCAUAUCAGAGAUUAUACCGUCGACUUCGCUGGCCCUGCCGCUUCUGGGAAAAUAUCUACUGUUUACCAUGUUGCUGGUUGGCCUGAGUGUUGUCAUUACGAUUAUCAUAUUGAAUAUACACUACCGGAAGCCAAGUACCCACAAGAUGAGACCUUGGAUAAGGUCGUUCUUUAUCAAGAGACUGCCCAAGCUGCUGCUGAUGCGUGUGCCCAAGGACCUGCUGCGUGACCUGGCCGCCAAUAAGAUCAACUAUGGCCUCAAGUUCAGCAAGACCAAGUUCGGACAGGCGCUGAUGGACGAGAUGCAAAUGAACUCCGGCGGCUCCAGUCCGGAUUCCCUGCGGCGCAUGCAAGGUCGAGUGGGCGCAGGCGGUUGCAAUGGCAUGCACGUGACCACGGCCACGAACAGAUUCAGCGGCCUGGUGGGAGCUUUGGGUGGCGGAUUGAGCACAUUGAGCGGCUACAACGGACUGCCAUCGGUGCUGUCGGGACUGGACGACUCUUUGAGCGAUGUGGCCGCACGCAAAAAGUAUCCUUUCGAGCUGGAAAAGGCCAUACACAACGUCAUGUUCAUACAGCAUCACAUGCAGCGCCAGGACGAGUUCAAUGCGGAAGACCAGGAUUGGGGCUUCGUGGCCAUGGUCAUGGAUCGCCUGUUCCUCUGGCUCUUCAUGAUCGCCUCCCUCGUGGGAACAUUUGUGAUCCUGGGAGAGGCACCGUCACUAUACGACGAUACCAAGGCCAUUGAUGUUCAGCUAUCGGAUGUUGCCAAGCAAAUCUACAAUCUAACCGAGAAGAAGAAUUAAAUUCAAGAGAGAGAGAGCCUAAGUUUAAGACAAUUUCCUAGUUUAAUGCAGUGUUUCAGCAAUAUGAUGCGAAUGAAAAUUAAAAUACGAAAUAAA